Schistocerca cancellata (South American locust) is the source of this 708-nucleotide messenger RNA. RefSeq names its product UDP-glucosyltransferase 2-like. NCBI's taxonomy places the organism in Eukaryota, Metazoa, Arthropoda, Insecta, Orthoptera, Acrididae. The transcript is spliced from 4 exons. Gene Ontology annotation, molecular function: UDP-glycosyltransferase activity. The record is from RefSeq and is a predicted model, not a curated record. Bases 1 to 708 code for a protein of 235 amino acids.
AUGAGAGCUCUUGCAGAGAGAGGUCACCAGGUCACUGUCAUCACCACAGAUCCACUGAAGGAUCCCCCGAAAAAUUUCACGCAGAUUGAUUUGUCUUUCACAAAGACGACCAUAGAUAUACCGAAAUUUGUAAUGGAAAUUGGACAAGCAGGACCUGCGGGAGGGAUGGAAGUACUUCUGCCUGUCGCUGAGACUUUGUGUAAACUCAAUUUUGAGUUCCCACAAAUAAAGAAACUAUUGGAGUUGCAAGAGAAGUUUGAUUUGGUGGUCUUGGAAACGUUCAUGCUCUGGUGUUACUUCGGUUUUGUGCACAAACUGGGCUCACCGCCGAUAGUGGGAUUUCUCUCCGCCGGACUGACUGAGACUACGAGUAACUUCUUGGCCAAUCCAAUCAAUCCGGCUUACAUGCCGUCCCUAGCUUCGGCGUACACAGACCACAUGGACUUCUGGCAGCGCAUGGACAAUGCCCAACUCACUCUCAGGCUGUUGCGCUCCUUCCAUAACGUUAUACUGCCUUUUCACGACCGGCUGAUACAGGAGCAUUUCGGAGCAGACAUGCCCAGUCUGAGCGUUAUGCUGCGCAACGUGAGUGUCAUGAUAACGGGAAAUGACUUCGUGUUGGGUUAUCCUCAGCCAGUGGUGCCCGGCAUCGUGCACACAACAGGCCUGCACAUCUCCAAUGAGCGGAAACCAUUGCCAAAGGUGUAG